Molecule: messenger RNA, 735 nt
Organism: Anthonomus grandis grandis
Lineage: Eukaryota; Metazoa; Arthropoda; Insecta; Coleoptera; Curculionidae
Product: piggyBac transposable element-derived protein 3-like
Exons: 1
Coding region: 1-735 (244 amino acids)
Source: RefSeq, a predicted model, not a curated record
AUGAGCGAUAGAGAUAUGAAAAAAGAAGCAAGAGGAUUUUCCGAAGAAGUUGUUAGCGAGGAUGGCGUAGUUGUCGUAAAAUGGUUAGAUAAUAGAACUGUUUGUCUGGUAUCGAAUUGCGUAGGUAAAGGUUUAGAAGAUCAAGCAAAGCGGUGGGAUAAAACAAACUCACAAUAUGUACAAAUUAGCAGGCCAGAAGUGGUAAAAAAAUAUAAUCACAGCAUGGGAGGAGUCGAUCUUUUAGAUCAACUAAUAAGUUUAUACAGAAUAUUGAUCAGAUCAAAAAAGUGGACACUGCGAGUUACGAUGCAUAUGAUUGACUUUGCUUUGGUUAACAGCUGGCUGGAAUAUAAAAAAGAUUGCCAACCUUGUAAUGUUCCAAAAAAAAAAAUUAUGGACUUACUCGAUUUUAGGAUGACGAUUGCUGAAAGUCUAAUAAAAAUGGGUCAGAAGGUUCCCUCAGAUAAACGGGGUCGACCAUCAUCAUCCUUCAGUGCUACCUCACCCGCGUCUCCUCAUCCAGUAAAAAGAAAAGUGGAAACUCGCCCACUCGUUGAAGUUCAGUUCGAUAGGGUAGAUCAUAUGCCCCAAUUUGAUGAUAAAAAAGAAGCUACUAGAUGCAAGGUGGCUGAAUGUAAAGGAAGGUCACAUGUAUUUUGUGAAAAGUGUCGUGUGCAUUUGUGUAUUAAUAAAAAUCGAAACUGCUUUUUAACUUUCCACCGUUCUUCCAAAUAG